AUGAAAUAAAAGCAGAGAUAGAAAAGCAGAGGCUUGGCGCUGCUGCACCACCAAAGGCAAACUUCAUUGAAGCCGACAAGUAUUUCCUUCCGUUCGAGCUAGCCUGCCAGUCUAAGUCCCCCCGGGUGGUCAGCACAUCCCUCGACUGCUUACAGAAACUCAUUGCAUAUGGGCACAUCACUGGCAAUGCCCCGGACAGUGGAGCCCCCGGGAAGCGGUUGAUCGACAGAAUCGUUGAAACCAUUUGCAAUUGUUUUCAAGGUCCUCAGACUGAUGAAGGGGUUCAGUUGCAAAUAAUUAAGGCUCUUCUGACCGCAGUGACUUCCCCUCACAUUGAAAUCCACGAGGGCACUAUCCUGCAGACAGUGAGGACGUGCUACAAUAUCUAUUUGGCCAGCAAAAAUCUCAUCAAUCAAACCACUGCCAAGGCUACCCUUACUCAGAUGCUGAACGUCAUUUUCACCCGCAUGGAAAACCAGGUGUUGCAGGAGGCUAGAGAAUUGGAAAAACCGAUCCAGUCAAAACCCCAGUCCCCUGUGCUUCAGACUGUAGCAGGAUCUCCAAAAUUCAGCCGUUUGAAGCCAAGUCCAGCUCAAAGCAAACCAGCUACUCCUGAGAAAACAGAUUUAACCAACGGUGAACAUGCCAAUAGUGGUUCUGGAAGAGUAAGCUCAGAAAACGGAGAUACAACAACGGAGAGAAGACUCUCCCUGUCAGGGACAGAUGACGGAGCCCAGGAGGUGGUGAAGGACAUCUUAGAAGACGUGGUCACUUCUGCAAUUAAAGAAGCAGCAGAAAAACAUGGUCUGACAGAACCUGAGAGGGUCCUCAGGGAGCUGGAGGACCAGGAAGGUGCUGUUCCCCCCGGAAUGGAUGAAAACUCACAGACCAAUGGCAUAGCGGACGACAGGCAGUCCUUGUCUUCAGCAGAUAAUCUGGAAUCUGACACACAUGGACAUCCAGUGGCCGCUAGGUUCUCUCACAUUCUGCAGAAGGAUGCCUUCCUUGUGUUCCGUUCCCUGUGCAAGUUGUCCAUGAAGCCCCUCGGUGAAGGCCCCCCAGAUCCGAAAUCCCAUGAGCUGCGUUCCAAGGUGGUUUCCCUGCAGCUGCUCCUCUCUGUGUUACAAAACGCUGGGCCCGUCUUCAGGACCCACGAGAUGUUCAUCAACGCAAUCAAGCAAUAUCUCUGUGUGGCCUUGUCCAAAAAUGGCGUCUCUUCAGUGCCUGAUGUCUUCGAGCUCUCCCUCGCCAUUUUUCUUACUCUUCUUUCAAACUUUAAAAUGCACUUGAAAAUGCAGAUAGAGGUCUUUUUCAAAGAGAUUUUCCUGAACAUUUUAGAAACAUCAACAAGUUCUUUUGAGCACAGAUGGAUGGUCAUCCAGACGCUGACGAGGAUCUGCGCAGAUGCCCAGUGUGUUGUGGAUAUUUAUGUCAACUACGACUGUGAUUUAAAUGCUGCUAACAUUUUUGAGCGCCUUGUAAAUGAUUUAUCAAAAAUUGCUCAGGGAAGAAGUGGACACGAGCUGGGGAUGACACCUCUGCAGGAGCUCAGUCUGAGGAAGAAAGGCCUGGAGUGCCUGGUGUCCAUCCUCAAGUGCAUGGUAGAAUGGAGCAAAGACCUGUACGUGAACCCCAACCACCAGACCAGCCUUGGUCAGGAGCGGCUCAUCGAUCAGGAGAUGGGGGAUGGGAAAGGCCUCGACAUGGCGAGACGGAGCAGCGUGACGUCCAUGGAGUCCACAGUGUCCUCAGGGACCCAGACAGCCGUCCAGGAUGACCCGGAGCAGUUUGAGGUCAUCAAGCAACAAAAGGAAAUCAUUGAGCACGGCAUCGAGCUAUUCAACAAGAAACCGAAGAGGGGGAUCCAGUUUCUUCAGGAGCAGGGCAUGCUGGGAACAUCAGUUGAAGACAUUGCCCAGUUCCUGCACCAGGAGGAGCGCCUCGAUUCUACCCAAGUGGGCGAUUUUCUGGGAGACAGCACAAGGUUCAACAAGGAGGUGAUGUAUGCCUACGUGGACCAACUCGACUUCUGUGAGAAGGAGUUUGUCUCGGCCCUGCGGACCUUCCUAGAAGGUUUCCGCCUACCCGGAGAAGCCCAGAAGAUUGACCGGUUAAUGGAGAAGUUUGCUGCAAGAUACAUAGAGUGCAACCAAGGGCAAACUCUGUUUGCAAGUGCCGACACUGCGUAUGUCCUAGCAUACUCCAUUAUCAUGCUAACUACAGACUUGCAUAGUCCUCAGGUAAAAAAUAAAAUGACAAAAGAGCAAUAUAUUAAAAUGAACCGUGGGAUCAAUGAUAGUAAAGAUCUACCAGAGGAAUAUCUCUCAAGCAUCUAUGAAGAGAUAGAAGGCAAGAAAAUUGCAAUGAAAGAAACAAAAGAACAUACAAUCGCAACCAAAUCCACUAAGCAGAGUGUAGCUAGUGAGAAGCAGAGACGGCUUCUCUACAAUUUGGAGAUGGAACAAAUGGCCAAAACAGCGAAAGCUCUAAUGGAAGCCGUGAGCCACGCCAAAGCACCGUUUACCAGCGCCACCCACUUGGACCACGUGCGACCGAUGUUCAAACUGGUGUGGACACCACUGUUGGCUGCUUACAGCAUUGGACUGCAGAACUGCGACGACACUGAAGUGGCCUCCCUGUGUUUGGAAGGCAUCCGCUGUGCAAUCCGAAUUGCUUGCAUCUUCGGAAUGCAGCUGGAACGAGAUGCCUAUGUUCAGGCUCUCGCUCGCUUCUCUCUACUGACAGCCAGCUCCAGCAUCACAGAAAUGAAGCAGAAGAACAUCGACACCAUAAAAACGCUUAUUACAGUGGCUCACACUGAUGGCAACUACCUUGGGAAUUCCUGGCAUGAGAUCUUGAAGUGUAUCAGCCAGCUGGAGCUCGCGCAGCUGAUAGGAACUGGUGUGAAAACCCGCUACCUGUCGGGGGCUGGCCGUGAAAGAGAAGGCAGCCUGAAGGGCCACACACUGGCAGGGGACGAGUUCAUGGGCCUUGGCCUCGGUAACUUGGUCAGCGGUGGUGUGGAUAAAAGACAGAUGGCCAGCUUCCAGGAAUCCGUUGGUGAGACCAGCUCACAGAGUGUGGUUGUAGCUGUGGACAGGAUUUUUACCGGAUCUACUAGAUUGGAUGGAAAUGCAAUAGUUGACUUUGUCCGCUGGCUAUGUGCUGUGUCCAUGGAUGAACUGGCGUCCCCCCACCAUCCUCGCAUGUUCAGCUUGCAGAAGAUUGUGGAGAUCUCAUACUACAACAUGAAUCGGAUCCGACUGCAGUGGUCCCGAAUAUGGCAUGUGAUUGGAGACCACUUCAAUAAGGUUGGCUGUAAUCCCAGUGAAGAUGUGGCUAUCUUUGCUGUUGACUCAUUAAGGCAGCUCUCCAUGAAGUUUCUUGAAAAGGGUGAAUUAGCGAACUUCCGUUUCCAGAAAGACUUUCUAAGGCCCUUUGAGCAUAUUAUGAAGAAAAACAGGUCUCCAACCAUCCGAGACAUGGUGAUUCGCUGCAUUGCCCAGAUGGUGAAUUCCCAGGCAGCCAAUAUCCGCUCAGGCUGGAAGAACAUCUUUGCUGUGUUCCACCAGGCAGCCUCUGACCAUGAUGGGAACAUCGUGGAGCUGGCCUUUCAGACCACGGGCCACAUUGUCACAACAAUUUUCCAGCACCACUUCCCUGCAGCCAUCGAUUCCUUCCAGGAUGCUGUGAAGUGCUUGUCGGAGUUUGCCUGCAAUGCUGCCUUCCCAGACACCAGCAUGGAAGCUAUCCGCCUCAUCCGCUUCUGUGGGAAAUACGUCUCGGAGAGGCCUCGGGUGCUACAAGAAUACACAAGUGAUGACAUGAAUGUAGCUCCUGGUGACAGAGUCUGGGUCCGAGGCUGGUUCCCCAUCCUGUUUGAGCUCUCCUGCAUCAUUAAUAGAUGCAAGUUGGAUGUACGGACAAGAGGACUCACAGUCAUGUUUGAGAUCAUGAAGAGCUAUGGCCACACCUUCGAGAAGCACUGGUGGCAGGACCUGUUCAGAAUCGUGUUUCGGAUUUUUGACAACAUGAAGCUCCCUGAACAGCAGUCAGAGAAAUCUGAGUGGAUGACAACAACUUGCAAUCAUGCACUUUAUGCCAUCUGUGAUGUGUUUACCCAAUUUUAUGAAGCUUUGAAUGAAGUUCUUCUUUCUGAUGUAUUUGCCCAAUUGCAGUGGUGUGUAAAACAAGAUAAUGAACAGCUGGCUCGAUCAGGUACAAAUUGCUUAGAAAAUUUAGUAAUAUCCAAUGGAGAGAAAUUCAGUCCCGAUGUCUGGGAUGAAACGUGCAACUGCAUGUUGGACAUUUUCAAAACAACCAUCCCUCACGUUUUGCUGACAUGGAGACCCGUAGGAUUGGAGGAAGAUUCAUCAGAAAAGCAUUUGGAUGUGGAUCUGGACCGCCAGUCUUUAAGCAGCAUGGAUAAAAAUGCCUCUGAGAGAGGCCAAAGCCAGCUCUCUAAUCCAACGGAUGACAGCUGGAAGGGUAGACCAUAUGCAAAUCAGAAACUGUUUGCCAGCCUCCUCAUCAAGUGUGUGGUCCAGCUGGAACUGAUACAGACCAUCGACAACAUCGUGUUCUACCCGGCGACAAGCAAAAAGGAGGAUGCAGAGCACAUGGUUGCUGCCCAGCAAGACACACUAGAUGCAGAUAUCCACAUCGAGACGGAGGAUCAGGGCAUGUAUAAGUACAUGUCUUCCCGGCACCUCUUCAAGCUGUUGGACUGCUUGCAAGAGUCCCACUCAUUUUCAAAGGCCUUCAAUUCCAAUUAUGAGCAGCGGACUGUCCUGUGGAGAGCAGGUUUUAAGGGCAAGUCUAAACCCAAUCUUUUAAAACAAGAAACCAGCAGCCUGGCCUGUUGUUUGAGAAUCCUGUUUCGAAUGUAUGUCGAUGAGAACCGCAGGGAUUCCUGGGAAGAAAUACAGCAGCGGCUUCUAAUUGUGUGCAGUGAAGCUCUGGCGUAUUUCAUCACAGUGAAUUCUGAAAGCCAUCGGGAGGCCUGGACAAGUCUCCUGUUGUUACUUCUAACCAAAACCCUCAAAAUAAAUGAUGAAAAGUUCAAAGCACAUGCCUCAAUGUACUACCCCUACUUGUGUGAGAUUAUGCAGUUUGACCUGAUUCCUGAGCUCCGAGCCGUUCUUCGGAAGUUCUUCCUCCGGAUAGGUGUUGUGUAUAAAAUAUGGAUUCCAGAGGAGCCAUCACAGGUACCAGCAGCACUGUCACCAGUGUGGUAGCCCUGGCCCCACCGACCUCCGCUGUAGAUCUACAUUCAUGAUGCCAUCUCUGACUGGCACAUCUCGUGACAGGUCACCCCAAAGCAAGGAGUUGGCAUCUUGGAUUUCAGAAUGGCCUACAUAAGAAUGGCCUCUAUGCUGCCCCAUCAAAGUCUCUGACGAAGGCUUGUGGUAUUUUAUUAAACUGUUGCAUAGCCAGUUAACACAGGUGGAGAGUCUGUUCCUCUCUGUCAUUCCAUUUUACUGAUUAAACUGUCAAAUAUGUCACUGCAAAUGCCAUUGUUUUCUACCAGAGUUUCAUGGUUGGCUGUAAAUGUUUUGUCAGAGGAAGUCACUCUCCUUGAAACACUGAAUAUAGCUGUAUUAGGUUCGUGAUUAUUAGAGAGUAUGUUAAUAAAAUUUCUUGUAAUGGCUAAGUGCCACCUAAAAUAUGCUGGACUUUUUGUUGUUGAUGUUGAGUUUGUUAGAGAAGUUUGAGUGUUUCUGUCAGUUCUGAGUCUGCUGUAGUUAGAUUAGUUUGGUGAAAGGUAGGGAAAAGAAGAGCUGUUUUUGGUGUUUUAUUAACAUCUGAGUGAUUUUUAAAGUAUUUUACAAAAAGAUGUUGAAGAUUUGAUUGAAGGCCGAGUUUAGUAAUUAAGUUAGAAUUAAGAGCUUGCAAGGUUAAAAAACAAAUGUAGUGCCUCGUGGCUCUCCCUGUUUUAGAAACUUGGGGAGAAAAAGUCUAGGAAAAAGUAAACCAUUUAAUGAAGAUGAUUAGCUUUCCUCAAAGUAAGUAUUUGUGGAUGGGUAUUAAGUUAAAAUUUCCAGAAUACAUCAUCCAUCUCACAAUUCUGAAACCUAAUAUAUGAAGUAGUGAUACAAAUGAAGUAGUAAUUUAACAGAGUUCAUUUAUCUUUGAGUCAGCUUUUAUUUUUACCUCAGAAGAGUUGAGUGUGCUGAUGAUUAGUAUUGCUGCUUUGCGCCGUCCCCAUAAAGGGUCCUUGAGAGAGGGACAGGAAUUGUGCACGGGAAGGGUUGCUCCUGUGAACCUCCGUGCCAGAUGUCAUAGGUGGAACCAGAGCUGUGACGGGGCCAGCAGCUAAACUAUGACAGUGGCAGGAGGUGGCAUGUGCCCAGCACUUCUGUUAACAUGAGCCUCAGAUUCUGGGGUCCUCAUUAUGUCGAUGAUGGUGCAAUAAUACUCUUGACUGCAGAGAAUCGAAUUCUGACGCAGCCCGUGUAAAAGCAGGCAGGUACAAGUCCUGGCUGAAGCCACAGCAGUGUACUGGAGGCUUAAUGUAAGCUUAGUGUACUCCGAGUCCGCGGAGAGAGAACAUGUGCUUCGUUCUCUGCCCUCAGCCACUGCUCUCCGAGAGCAGCACUGAGCGUUAGGAAAGCGUCAGUGUGAGGAAACAGACUUCUGCCUACACUCUUUAGUCUUGUAAACUGGGUUAUAUUGAUGUCAACUCUGGUGCCUUAGAAGUUAGUCAUUUGGGAACUUACCUGUAAAAUAGGAUAUUUUUUCUUUCUAGAGAAGGAUUUCUGGUGCUUUUGCUUGCUAAGAGACCAAUUUUUUGGUUAUAACAGACAUGAGAAAUGUUCGAUUUUGGCCCGCAGUACUCUACUUUUUUCUUUCCCAAAAGGUGUUUUAAUUUCUCUACCAAAGGGGAAAAAAAAAGCAACAGGUUUCGGUUUUCACAUUAUCGACAUACAUUUGUAAAGAGCUAUAUUAAUUUAGCAGGAAGGCACUAUGGGAGAAUAUUUUAUGGCGAAUGGAAAAUGUUAGCACAUUUGACUGACUGGCCCUGGAAACCAUGACAUCUCUGCAGUGUGCCCUGAAACUAAUGUUCUGAGCUUUACUUUCUGAUGUCGUGGCUCAGCACACCUCAACAAGCUGGUCAUCUCCAUGAACGUGUGAGCUGAAGAUAUACAAGGGGAGCACGUCUCCAUGCACACACAUCCCUGCUUGCUGAUGUUCCCUUUCCUCUGAGGUCCUCGUGUGGAUCUUCAUCAGAUGUGACGGCAAGACAUUUUUUGUGUAUUCCUGCUUUCUCUUUCAUUUCUGCCUCUUGGAGGGUAGGAAAUGUGGGCAUUUUUAUGAUGUGCUGAAACAGUCAGGCCUGAGUUUCUUUUUAAUUUUGUCUUUCAAAAGAUUAUUCUGAAUGAGACAUUUGAAUUGUACCAGCCACGGACCUUGUAAAACCUGGAUGUAAAACAUUCCAGCUAGUUUUCCUUGUCGGUGGAUGGUGACCGACAGAGGAAACCCUUUACCUCCGGUAAUAAGCCAUUCAGCCUGAAUUGUUUUCUGUGACUAAAUCUGUUCUUUCUCAUGGUAAUCACGGCUUAUGCCACGCAAACACAGUGAGAAGGGUGUGCACAGCUCCAGCUCCGGCCCACAGCAUCAGACCAGGACUCUAUUCAUUUAUCAAAGUUUUGGGGGAGAGUGAAGCAUUUUCCAAGGCCUUAUUUCUUUCUCAGAAUGCUUUAAGUGUUUAUAUGUGCUGGGUCUCUAGAGAAGUCUUUGUUAAAUAUUUGCUCUGAGCAAUUUUGUUUUGCUCCAUUGUCUGUUAGAGAAAUCACCAGCUUUGGCAUCUUAACAACAAACAGUGACUGGGAAGCAUCAU
Molecule: messenger RNA, 7840 nt
Organism: Tupaia belangeri chinensis (Chinese tree shrew)
Lineage: Eukaryota; Metazoa; Chordata; Mammalia; Scandentia; Tupaiidae
Gene: ARFGEF2
Product: ARF guanine nucleotide exchange factor 2
Biological process (GO): regulation of ARF protein signal transduction
Molecular function (GO): guanyl-nucleotide exchange factor activity
Source: RefSeq, a predicted model, not a curated record